Molecule: messenger RNA, 1020 nt
Organism: Polistes dominula (European paper wasp)
Lineage: Eukaryota; Metazoa; Arthropoda; Insecta; Hymenoptera; Vespidae
Product: apyrase
Biological process (GO): proteoglycan biosynthetic process
Molecular function (GO): calcium ion binding; GDP phosphatase activity; UDP phosphatase activity
Source: RefSeq, a predicted model, not a curated record
GUAGAUAUUUUAAAGGUUAGCUUAUAGGUUAAGUUUUUCCGUGUCUCCCUUUUUCUAUCUCACUAUGUCUUUUUCUCUUUCUGUCUAGAAUUUUUGUUUCUAAGUGAUGAUAAGAUUUCGAAUGAAGAACGGAAAAAUAGAAAGUAUGUCAUAUUUAAGCGAGUGGAGAAAAUCAUUACGUGUUCACCAUGUUUACCGAUUUGCUAACAGUACUUUUUAUAUUCAAAGACAUUUUUUAGGAUUAAUGUGCCUUUUAUUUUGCGUUCCAAUAAUACUUUUGUUUUAUCCUUUUUUUAAUAAUGUCAUUUGUACACCUGUCACUCAUCAACCCUUGUCUCAGUGUCAUCAUUAUAAAUACAAUAAAACAUAUCCAUCUACUUCACCUAUCAGAACAUCUAAAGGUAUCACUUAUAGAAUAGCUAUAGUCAGUGAUUUAGAUGAUGAUUCAAAAAUCUUAGAUUCUAAAUAUACUUGGCAUAGUCUUAUGAAGACUGGUACUUUAUUCUGGAAUCCAUCUACAAAUUCUAUUUCAAUAGUCUGGGUCGAAAAGACUUUUGUUUUAUCUUCAUCCUUAGCGAUGAAAGAUAGAGGCAUGGAAUUGUCAGAAUUGAUCACAUUUGAUGGUCACUUAUUGUCUUUCGAUGAUCGUACUGGGGUAAUUUAUAUUAUUGAAGACAAUCAGGUUUAUCCUUGGGUCAUUUUACUUGAUGGCAAUGGAAAAAAUCCAAAGGGAUUUAAGUCUGAGUGGGCAACAGUUAAAGAUGAAAUGUUGUACGUUGGCAGCAUGGGAAAAGAAUGGACAACACCGUCUGGAGAGUACGAGCACAAUAAUCCUCAGUGGAUCAAAAUAGUUUCUCCUAAAGGAGAAAUUAAUUCUGUAAAUUGGAUUUCAAAUUAUAAGAGAUUGAGGUUAUAUGAUACAUGAGUCUGGAGUAUGGAGCGAUGUACACAAAAGUUGGUUCUUUUUACCAAGAAGAUGUUCCAAAGAACGCUAUAAUGAAACUAAGGAUGAGACGAUGA